Molecule: messenger RNA, 594 nt
Organism: Drosophila erecta
Lineage: Eukaryota; Metazoa; Arthropoda; Insecta; Diptera; Drosophilidae
Exons: 1
Coding region: 108-413 (101 amino acids)
Source: RefSeq, a predicted model, not a curated record
CAGCCGCUUUUAAAGUGGUAAUGCAUUAAGAACAGCUGCUUGGACUCAAAUGAACACCCAGCGGCUUAGAAGCCCCUCAUUAGCUGAGUUGCCUGCUGUAGGUCGCCAUGAACACAUCGACCACCAUCGCCAUCGGAUUGUUAAUAUUCAUCCCACUGAUCCUGAUGCAGCAGGACCCUCAAACGGCCAAGUGGUUGGCUCAAAUCGCACUGGAGCUUCAGGAGCAGCCGGACAAGUUGGCCUAUUGCCGUUCCCUUCAGCAGCAGAAUCUGCGAAUCUCGCUCCAAGGCACUGGAUGUGCCCCCAUUCUGAGCAACCAGCUCGGCGUGACAGGUGAAAUGCUACUCGAGACUCAGAAGCGUUGCUGGGCCGGAUGGGGGCUCUUGGCAGGGCGGUGUCGCAAGUUGGCCUAGUCUUUAAGGUGUGCAAGAGGUGAUUGGAUUUCCAAAAGCUUGAAGCUAACUGAAAUAAAGAACACAAUGGCAGGCGGCAUAUGUAUAUGCGAGAUUUUUGAGUUGAUCUCGGGUUUCCCGUGCCAUAAAACUCAAGCAUCCAUCAUCUAUUCGUGUUAACCCUAAUCAAGGAAUGGUUCGU